UUUUUAUAUUUAUAUAUAUAUAUAUAUUUUUUUUUUUUUUAAAAUUUGAGAAUUCUCAUGUGCUGAUUUAUCUGUAUGCUUUAAUUCUUUUUGAUGAUUGUGUUGAUAUUCUGUAAACUGCUAUUUACUUGCUCUAGGUAUACAUAUCUUUAGCUCCAAACCAAUGCCAGAAGUAUAACCAGAACAAAUUUCAUUUAGGGUCUAACACUCAUAUUUCAUCUUCAAUGCAUCCAAAAUAUAUAUUGCUUUCUUUCUGGGUAGUCAGGAAUCAGGAUCAAAAUCAUGUAACUGGAACUGUAUAGCAGGAGAAUCUCGUCGAACUAGGCUGCAAUGUUUUUCAUAGCAUAAAAAAGGCCAGUGAUUUUGGGGCCACAAAACUCCUUCCUAAUAUUAUCUGUUGUUUAGUAAGAAAUCCAACCAGGUUUACUAGUUUCUUUGACUUGGACAAUAAACCACUUUCUGCUAGUUCAGUCAGUUGGUGAUGCCAUCCAUCCUCAGUCUCUUUUUCAAUUCUAUAUAUGUUGUUACCUGUCUCUUUUUACUUACUCCAGUUUGUUUUUUCUCAUUCAAACAUUGCAGGUAUUGCCUCAUCAAUUGUUGAUUUGACUGAUUUCAUAUCAGCUGCUCAAAUUUCAAAGGCAGAAGAUGGCCAUCUUCCCCUUGAAGAGAUGCGUACACGUGUGGAGUGAGUAUCCUGAGAAGAGUAAGAGGAAACUUUGUGAAUCUUCAUUGCUGAAAAGAAAAAGGAUUAUGGGACAUGGAAACCAGAUCAUAGGGGAAGAUGCUGAUGCAAUUCAUCUCCCAAAUCCAAUGAUUGGGUUUGGGACUCCAGCUGAUCUCUGUCAAAUCUACCAAAAUCUUCCAAAGGCAGCCGCAGGACCUCCUUAUUUUUACUAUGAGAAUGUGGCAUUGACACGUAAAGGAGUUUGGAGCACAAUAUCCCGCUUUUUGUAUGACAUGAAGCCUGAGUUUGUUGAUUCGAAGUAUUUUUGUGCUGCUGCAAGAAAAAGGGGCUAUGUUUACAAUCUUCCAAUCAAAAACAGAUUCUGUCUCGUUCCCCUUCCACCACAAACUAUAUUUGAUGCAUUUCCCAUGACAAGGAGGUGGUGGCGGCCUACUUGGGAUGAUCGGACACAGCUAAAUUGCUUACAGACUUGCCUUGUUAGUGCAACAAUUACUGAGAGGAUCAUGAAGGCUCUUAAAGAUGAUGAAGAUGAAAUCCCACCUGAAAGUGUCCGUCGCUGUGUUAUUUAUGAAUGCUGCAAGUGGACUGUUUGGGUAGGAAAGAAAAAGGUGGCCCCACUUGAGCCUGAUGAAGUAGAAAUGCUUUUGGGGUUCCCGUGGGACCACACAAGGGGAAUAAGCAGGACAGGUGGAUACAAGUCACUGGGAAAUUCUCUUCACAUUGAUACAGUGGCUUAUCACCCGUCAGUUUUGAAAGAUCAAUUUCCCAAUGGGAUCAAUGUCCUCUCUCUUUUCUCUGGGAUUGCUGGUGCAGAGAUAGCUCUUCACCGUCUUGGUAUCCUGAUGAAGAAUGUUAUGUCGGUGGAGAUAUCAGAGGUUAGCAGAAAUGUUGUAAGGUGUUGGUGGGAGCAGACAAACCAGAGAGUAGCUGAUGUGCAAGAGUUGAAUGCUGACCCCUUAGAGCAUUAUAUCGGUUCCUUUGGUGGGUUUGAUCUAGUGAUUGGUGGCAGUCCAUGUUAG
This is a messenger RNA of Rosa chinensis, 1704 nucleotides long. RefSeq names its product DNA (cytosine-5)-methyltransferase DRM2. Gene Ontology annotation, cellular component: nucleus. Gene Ontology annotation, molecular function: DNA (cytosine-5-)-methyltransferase activity. The record is from RefSeq and is a predicted model, not a curated record. NCBI's taxonomy places the organism in Eukaryota, Viridiplantae, Streptophyta, Magnoliopsida, Rosales, Rosaceae.